Messenger RNA from Heterotrigona itama, 966 nucleotides. NCBI's taxonomy places the organism in Eukaryota, Metazoa, Arthropoda, Insecta, Hymenoptera, Apidae. The record is from the annotation of a GenBank genome assembly.
AUGAAGAUCCCAUCGGUACUCGUGCUGUCCUUGCUGGUUUGGGGCUUGGCCAGCUCAGAGAAAUCGGAAAAUGUCGGCGUCGAAGCGUCGUCAUCAGCGUCGGCAUCAGUGUCGGCAUCGGCGUCAAUAUCGGCGUCAAAGUCAGUGAGCAAGGAAGCAGGACUGGCGAUAAAGGGCGAGGCGACGCUUGGAAAGAAAUUGGGAACCGGAGCGUCGGAAGUAGCUGCGGCAUCCGGCGAGGCUAUCGCGACUACACUUGGCGCGGGACAAGCUGCGGCAGAGGCACAGUCUGCAGCCGCUGCACAAUCGAAGUCGGCGGCUGGUGCUGCCGCGAGUGCGAGCAAGAUCACCAACGUUGCUGCCGUAUCAAUCGCCGAGGCAGCUGCAGCGGAAGCGAGAGCGGCUGCCGCCGCGGCCUCCGCCGCGAAGCUGAGCUUGGAGGCUGCAGCAUCCGCCGAGGUAGCUGAGGCAGCCGUGGCCGCGGCCAGGGCCGCCGCUGGAAAGGCCGAAGUGCUGGCAAGGAACGCCGCUGCGGCGAACGCCCGCGCCGCCCUUCAGUCCGAGAAAUCGAACGAGCUGGCGCAAGCCGAGGCCGCGGCUGCUGCCGAGGCGCAGGCGGUGGCCGCUGGCGCCGCCACCGCAGCCCAACUCGCCCUGAAGAUCUCCGAGGUAGCGGCGAAAGCGGAAGCAGAGGCGGCAGCCGCCGCAGUCGCGGCCGCGAAUGCCAGAGCAGUUGCGGCGUCGGCCGCUGCCCGCGCAGCGUCGGUGAACGCCGUCGCUCAAGCGGAAGCAGAAGCCUCCGCACAGGCGGAGAACACAGCUGGCGUAGCGCAGGCACAAGCUUCGGCCGCGGCGGAAGCGCAGGCCGUCGCAGCGGCCGCUGCUGCGACUUCCGAGGCAACUGCCGAGGCCAACGCAUUAGCAGGAGAGAUCCCAUUACCUCCGAGACCACCUAAAUCUAGCUAG